AUAUUAUUAUUGAAUAACAAAAAAGUAAUUUAAUUUGUUAGAACUAUGAUGGAGCUUCAAUUGGGGCUUGCACUAUGUGGAAAUUCAACAAAAGGGUAUAAUCUUGAUUUGAAUAAAGGAAGAUCAAGUCAAAUUCUUGAUGUUCAAGAUGAAAAUGAUGUCAAUGUUCUGCAAACUUUGCCUUUGUUGCUUCUUUGGGACAAACAUAAUCAAAACAAUGAACAUAAAAGAAAAGAUAUUGGUGAUGAAGAUGGGGUGGUGGGGUGGCCACCAAUUAAUUCAUUAAGGAAGAAGCUCUGCCACCAUAGCUGCCGCGGCGCGAUGAAUUAUGUCACGGUGGAGAACGGCGGCGUUGGCGGCGGCAGUGGUGGCGGCAGAGGAUCAAUAUAUAAGUAUGUGAAAGUGAAAAUGGAAGGAGUUGGAAUUGCAAGAAAAAUUGACUUGAGUCUUUUUCACUCUUACAAUAAACUUACUGACACCUUAAUUUCCAUGUUUGGAAAAAGUAAAGAAAUUGGUGAUGUUUAUAAACUUACAUAUCAGGAUAAAGAAGGUGAUUGGCUUCUUGCUGGUGAUGUACCAUGGAGGACUUUUGUUGGGUCAGUGCAGAGGCUAAAAUUAAUUAGAGAUGAAGAUUAUUGAUUAAUGGAAUAUAUAUUAUUAAUUAAGAAUCUCCUCUAUAUUUUAAUGUCUAUUUUGUUUUUACCUUUUGAUGUCUACAAAGAUGUAAUCUCAAAUAGAGUUUUUGCCUAUUUUGUGAAGAACUAGUUUUAUGA
Messenger RNA from Solanum pennellii, 773 nucleotides. RefSeq names its product auxin-responsive protein IAA29-like. The record is from RefSeq and is a predicted model, not a curated record. Bases 46 to 639 code for a protein of 197 amino acids. NCBI's taxonomy places the organism in Eukaryota, Viridiplantae, Streptophyta, Magnoliopsida, Solanales, Solanaceae. Gene Ontology annotation, molecular function: protein binding. The transcript is spliced from 4 exons. Gene Ontology annotation, cellular component: nucleus. Gene Ontology annotation, biological process: regulation of DNA-templated transcription.